CCCAUGGCGGAGCGGCGCGUGUCGCGCUGGUACUUCGGAGGUCUGGCGUCGUGCGGCGCCGCCUGCUGCACCCACCCGCUGGACCUGCUCAAGGUCCACCUGCAGACGCAGCAGGAGGUGAAGAUGCGCAUGACUGGGAUGGCGCUGCGUGUGAUCCGCACCGAUGGCUUCCUGGCUCUGUACAACGGGCUCAGCGCCUCGCUGUGCCGGCAGAUGACGUAUUCCUUGACCCGCUUUGCCAUCUAUGAGACUGCAAGGGACCGCUUGGGCCAGGGCAAUCAGGGGCCUCCUCCUUUCUACCAGAAAGUGCUGCUGGGUGCAGUGGGAGGUUUCACUGGCGGGUUUGUGGGGACCCCAGCAGACAUGGUGAAUGUCAGGAUGCAGAAUGACAUGAAGCAGCCGGCACACCUGAGACGGAACUAUUCCCAUGCCCUGGACGGCAUAUACCGCGUGCUCCGGGAAGAGGGCUUGAAGAAGCUAUUCUCAGGGGCUACAAUGGCAUCCAGUCGAGGGGCCCUAGUCACCGUUGGACAGCUCUCCUGCUAUGACCAGGCCAAGCAGCUGGUUCUCACCACUGGGUUGCUGUCAGACAACAUCUUCACUCACUUCCUGGCCAGCUUCAUCGCUGGUGGAUGUGCCACAUUCCUGUGUCAGCCCUUGGACGUGCUCAAGACCCGCCUCAUGAACUCCCAGGGCGAGUAUCGGGGUGUUUCCCACUGCGCCAUGGAAACUGCCAGGCUUGGCCCACUGGCCUUCUACAAGGGCUUUGUUCCUGCGGCCAUCCGGCUCGUUCCUCACACCGUCCUCACCUUUGUCUUCCUGGAACAGCUGCGCAAAUAUUUUGGGAUCAAAGUGAUCACCUGAGUGGGAGGGUCGGGACCCUACCUCGCCCCGCGGGCUUCCCCUGGGGAUGAGCGCGCGGGUCGUGACAGAUCCCAGAACUCUCUGUUGUCUGGGGCCAGGCUGCCCCCAUCCCUUCAUCCUGCUCCCCCACCUUUCCAGUGCCUGUGGCCAGCCAGUCCCAGAAUCUGCUUUCCCCUCUCGCCCCAGUUCUCCUAUCGGUUACUGCUGAGCUAUUGUUAGGCCCCUUGUUUGUUCUGCACCCCAGUUUUGUGCUGUCUUCCACGCGUGGUUCGCAGCCACAAGGUCCAUCCUUACCUCCCUCCUGUGCAGGCUUGGAGAGGCGGGCGCAGCAAGGGGCCCUUGCUCCUGUCCCUUAUGAGCCCCCCCUGGAGCAGGAGAAGGGAGGAAUCAGUGUUCUUCCUCUGUGCCUGGUCACUGAGUCUCGAGGAGAUAGGGACUGGGCAGGGGCCAGUUUCACUUGUGAGCAUGCUGCAGCCAGGUCCUGCUGCAGCACUGGCAGUGUGCGCAGGGCUCGCUUGCUCCCAGCCUCUCCUGCCAUCAGCAAAGGGAGGCACAGGUUUAGGGCACCGAGGCGCUGCCCCCCUUUCAGCACCUCUGGCCCCGCUUCCCCUCGUGUCCCUCCGCUGGCCGCUAUGCAGCUUAGCAGGUGCCUCCCCUCGUGUGCUGCUGUGCUUUCCUGGCCUGCCCACACCCCUACUUUCUCGGCCAAAACUCACCGGCGUCCAACGGCCGCUGGGCUCUUCAGGGAUUGUGCCUCAUACCAAUGAUGACAGGGAUGGACCCAAUGGGCGAGGGGCAGCCGCUCGGCCGUGCCGCCCUGGUGGCCCAGUGCGGGCUGGGGUCAUCCUCGUGGGGCCUGCCCCAGCCUGGGGUAAGGCCAGCAACUUCACCACCAUCCUCUGGCUCCUGCCUCGAGCCAGGUGCAGGUAGAUUUGAGCUGCAAUGGCUGGAGCUGAGGCAGUGCCAAGGUCCCACAAAAAUAUCUUGGGCAGCUGUGAAGGAGCGGGGAGGUUUGGCCUAGCCUUGCCUGUGCUUGCUGUGGGGACAGACAGGUGAGGCAAGGCUGCGCAGCGCGGAGCCGGCCCUGGCUGCAGGGCUGUGCCGCGGCAUGCUCCGGCAUCCUUGUGCGGCCCGCUCAGCCGCUCUCGGACCCGGCCGCAGUGGAAGCAUCAUUCAGUGUCCCUCUGCGACCUUGCCGGCCCUGCCAGGGCCACUGCUGCUCCCAGCGGAGCCAGGGCGGCCCCAGCCAAGUGCUUCCCAAGCCUCCUGCUCAGCACCACUGCCUCACCGCCACCCUUGCCCCUGCACGGGCACCAGCCCCUCCACCACAUGCAACCCUGUGCAAUGCAGCCCCGAGGGAUCAAAGAACUGAAAUAUCUGUGACCUUAAUAUAUAAUAAACAGCAGU
This is a messenger RNA of Rhea pennata, 2271 nucleotides long. It is a transcript of the gene SLC25A10, whose product is annotated as solute carrier family 25 member 10. The transcript is spliced from 11 exons. The coding region runs from base 4 to 864 and encodes 286 amino acids. Gene Ontology annotation, biological process: malate transmembrane transport; phosphate ion transmembrane transport; oxaloacetate transport. Gene Ontology annotation, molecular function: thiosulfate transmembrane transporter activity; antiporter activity; malate transmembrane transporter activity. Lineage: Eukaryota; Metazoa; Chordata; Aves; Rheiformes; Rheidae. The record is from RefSeq and is a predicted model, not a curated record.